This is a messenger RNA of Epinephelus lanceolatus (giant grouper), 2672 nucleotides long. It is a transcript of the gene ndrg1a, whose product is annotated as N-myc downstream regulated 1a. Lineage: Eukaryota; Metazoa; Chordata; Actinopteri; Perciformes; Serranidae. The record is from RefSeq and is a predicted model, not a curated record.
CAUCCGCCUUGUGCUGCACGUUAUAAACAAAGCAACGCCUCUGCUCGACACUGCUACAAUCUGCGCUCUUUGAAUAGACAGAAAAAGUUUUCUUUUUGGACUUUUUUUCAUCUCGGGAGUGUUCAUCUCAGGACAAUCACAAGUUUAAACCACAGGCUCUGCUACUCUUUGAAAUGGAUGACAUCCAGGUUGAGUCCAAACCCCUGCUGGUCGACAGGGAGCUGCCGGGCCUGAGAGAGGCUGUGCUGCAGCUCGUCGUCAAGGAGCAUGACGUGGAGACUCCUUAUGGAAGAGUCCACUGCACAAUGAAGGGGGUUCCCAAGACUGACAGACCAGUCAUCCUCACCUUCCAUGACAUUGGACUGAACCACAAAACCUGCUGGGACCCGCUCUUCAACCACGAAGACAUGUCAGAGAUCAUGCAACACUUUGCUGUGUGUCACGUAGACGCCCCCGGGCAGCAUGAGGGAGCUAACACUUUUUCCACUGGAUAUGAGUACCCAUCUAUGGACCAAGUCUCUGAGACCCUCCCCCUGGUGUUGAAGCACUUUGGGCUGAAGAGUGUUGUCGGAAUGGGCAUUGGAGCCGGGGCCUACAUUCUGACCAGAUUCGCUCUGGACUACCCGACCAUGGUGGAGGGGCUGAUGCUCAUCAACAUCAACCCAUGUGCUGAGGGAUGGAUGGACUGGGCUGCACACAAGAUCAGCGGCUGGACCCAUGCUGAGCCUGACAUGAUCAUCACCCACCUCUUUGGAAAGGAGGAGAUCCACCACAACCAGGACCUGAUCGGAACAUAUCGCCACCACAUCUUAAACACCAUGAACCAGUUUAACCUGCAUCUCUUUGUCAAGUCCUACGAAAGUCGGAGGGAUCUGGAAAUUGAGAGGCCGGUCCCUGGCAGCAACGUCAGAACCCUCAAGUGCCCUUCUCUGCUGGUGGUUGGAGACAGCUCUCCUGCUGUGGAGGCUGUGGUUGAGUGCAACACCAAGCUGGACCCAACAAAGACUACCCUGCUUAAGAUGGCAGACUGCGGAGGCAUGCCCCAGGUGGACCAGCCUGCCAAACUGACAGAAGCUUUCAAGUACUUCAUUCAAGGCAUGGGAUACAUGCCCGCUGCCAGCAUGACCCGCCUGGUUCGCUCCCGCACCGCCUCCGGCUCCAGCGUCACCUCCUUCGAUGGCAACCGCUCCCGCUCACACACCGCCGAUGGCAACCGCUCCCGCUCACACACCAACGAGGGCGCUCGCAGCCGCAGCCAAACGGCCGAGAACCGCGGUCGCUCCCACACGGACGGCUCCAUGGAUGGCACGGGCAACAGCGGCGUGGACCAAGCCGUGCCCAAGUCCACCGAAGUGUCCUGCUAAGUUGAUCUUAACUCUCCAGGCACCCAAACCUCUCAAGGUCCCUUCGGUUUGUGCUGCGCUGCCUCUAACUGACACACAGACACACACAUUCCUACGCACAUACACACAGAUGUGAAGAGGGACAUUAAGAUAGUUAACCUGGAAUUGUAAAAACGCACAAUGUAGAUGAUUCAGUGCAGCUGAGAUGCAACAAUUUAAAAAUAUGAUGUCUUACGAGUGUGACGUCAGGGUCAACUGUAUGUCUGUUAUGUCCGAGGGACUCAAACACAUCUGAACAGAGCGUGCUCCUGAGCUCCUCGGUCAGGUGCAUGUGUAGUUAGGGGCAAUGCAGCAUUUUGGGACACCGAAGCAGAGAAUGUCGGAGAAAGCUGUGGCUACACCAGCUUGUACAUGUAUCUCUCAUAAUCUCUCAUACAUAUAAAAACAUGUUUUAAUUUCAAUCUCUGUGUUCCCUCAUCCCAUUUGUAUCCAUUUUUACCAUAUUGACACAGCUUUCUCAAAUAUACCUGACUGUAAAUGACUGUUUUCUUUUCUCACUGUAAUUGUUUGAUCAUUUAUUUCUUUAUUUUCCAUGUCUGAAGUGUUGUCGUAUGUGUGUAGGAGCAGAGUUGUAGAUGUGGAGAGAGAAUGGGGAGGCACUUGGAUCAAUGAAAAGGGCAGUUUGCCUCACAAAUUGCAAUGUAACUUUCAACAUUUAAGGGACAGACUUCAAGUGUAUCAUGUAUAUACAGCAAAUAAUAUUGUUUCACCAUGCCAAUAUCCAUUACCCUUGAGGUUUUUUUUCCCAAACCAGCUGUUAUUUUAAUGAUUAUUCAUCUUUUCACUGGCAAACUUGUAAAUCUUUUUCAGGAAUCAAACGAUCAUGGCUGUAUGCUUUGUCAUUAAUCAAAACACUCUGAAAUACAAAAUUCAAAAAGCUUUUACAUUGUAUGCUUUAUUAAUGGAUCAUGGCUUCAGACAAAAUGUUUUUUUUUUCCUUUUUUUCAAUGAUGAUUUCUAUGCAAUCAAGCACAAUGGAACAAAGAUGUGCCAUGGAAUUUUUUUUUAGACAUGAUGCUCCUAUGUGGUUGUGGUUUUUUGGGGUGUGUGAAGUAAUCGGUCCACAUGUUAACACGAGGAUAGCCAUAGAACUUACCCGACUCCUUCUACUCCUGUAUUUUACUUGCACUACAGCAACAUUCUGCUUUGUAGAACACAUACACAGCUUUGUAAAGAUGUGAUGAACUGUCUAAUGCUGUAGAAAAGCAUUAAAAUGACAUAACAGUUUGUAUUUAUUAAAAAAAUGACAAUAAAAAAACUUGUAACUGA